AUGGAGAUGCCAUUAAAAAGUUUCGAUGAGCAAGAUACAGAAAUUGGAUAAAUUAAUGCUGAGUUAGAAAUUAAGCAAAUGCUAAAAAAUCUCAAGCUUGAAGUUAAGCCUUAACAUGGAAUGACAAGAAAGUCAAUAAGAAAAGUGAAGUUGUGUUUAGGCGCGAACUAAAUAAUAUAGAGAAGAAGAGCACUUCAUUAUUGA
Messenger RNA from Paramecium octaurelia, 204 nucleotides. NCBI's taxonomy places the organism in Eukaryota, Ciliophora, Oligohymenophorea, Peniculida, Parameciidae. The record is from the annotation of a GenBank genome assembly.